Molecule: messenger RNA, 1290 nt
Organism: Cercospora beticola
Lineage: Eukaryota; Fungi; Ascomycota; Dothideomycetes; Mycosphaerellales; Mycosphaerellaceae
Biological process (GO): transmembrane transport
Cellular component (GO): membrane
Molecular function (GO): transmembrane transporter activity
Source: RefSeq, a predicted model, not a curated record
AUGCCGAAAUCGAGAAAGGCUCCACGUCCCACCACCAACUCGAGUUUGGGAGAGUCACCGGAGCCCCAAGCCCAACCAGAAGGCGGUCUCCUCGCAUGGACUGCAAUCUUCGCAGGCUGGCUUCUCUUCGCAAUAAGCUGGGGUCCAUCCCUCGGCUAUGGCGUGUUCCAGGAGUUUUACCAAACGACCUACCUACCUAACUUCUCGUCCUCCAGCAUAGCCUGGAUAGGCGCAAUCCAGGCCUUCUUCCUCCUCGCAAGCGGCUCGCUCCUUGGCCCACUAUUCGAUCGAGGAUACUUUGUUCCGAUCAUGAUAGCAGGAUGCUUUCUGCUUGUGCUGGGACAAAUGAUGCUUUCACUUGCGACGCAGUUCUAUCAGAUUUUCCUCGCGCAAGGAGUCUGUAUUGGGAUAGGGUCCGGAGUGGUUUAUGUCCCGUGCACGUCGAUGGUGGCGAAUUUGUUCAGCAAACAUCGUGCCAAAGCGAUGAGCAUGAUGCUCACGGGAGUUAGCACAGGAGGGGUGAUUUAUCCUGUGAUUUUUCGCAGCCUGCAGCCACGUGUCGGCUUUCCAUGGACAGUACGGAUUAUGGGAUUCAUCUCCCUGGCGAUAUCAUUCAUCGCUCUGCCAAUUUUCUGGCGGCUUCCAAAGAAAAUCAGCAAGCCGCGAGCCUUGUUCGAGGGGCAUGCCUUCAAGGAACCGGCGUUUAUGUGCUUCAGCGUCAGUGGAUUCUUCAAUUUCUUGGCCUAUUGGAUCCCACUGUUCUACGUGCCGACUUUUGCCCAGGCGGCGACCGGAGCCAGCACAGACUUGUCGUAUUAUAUGAUCUCUGUGGUCAAUGCCGGACAAUUCUUGGGGCGGCUAUUGCCAGCAUUUAUCAUUCCACGCACCGGUGCAAUGCAACUUGCCGUGCCAGUGAAUUUCGCUGCCGCUGCGGUAAUAUUCGGGUGGAUCGGAGUGCACAGCACUACUGGCUUCAUUGUGUGGAGCGUGUUGUACGGCGUAGCGACAGGACUGUUGACAGGUUCAAACCCGACGGCUGCGGCACAUCCGACCUUGACCACUAUAGACGUGUAUGGAACUCGAUGGGGCAUCGCAACGAUGAUCGCUGCUCUUGGAACAUUGGUCGGUACUCCUAUUGCUGGGGCAUUGGCAGAUCCGGCAACGAAUAGUUUCCUCAGUGCGCAAGCUUUUGCAGGAGCGAUGAUGAUUGUUGGAGCGUUGUUGUACGUGUGGCCACUAAUCGCUGCUCUGAAACAUGACCGCGCAAAGGUCGGUGUUCGUGACGACUGA